Molecule: messenger RNA, 3856 nt
Organism: Echinops telfairi (small Madagascar hedgehog)
Lineage: Eukaryota; Metazoa; Chordata; Mammalia; Afrosoricida; Tenrecidae
Gene: WNK4
Product: WNK lysine deficient protein kinase 4
Exons: 21
Coding region: 1-3513 (1170 amino acids)
Biological process (GO): intracellular signal transduction; monoatomic ion homeostasis; positive regulation of sodium ion transmembrane transporter activity
Cellular component (GO): cytoplasm; cytosol
Molecular function (GO): potassium channel inhibitor activity; ATP binding; protein serine/threonine kinase activity
Source: RefSeq, a predicted model, not a curated record
AUGUACCGGCCCAGCAGGGCCUUGGGGCUGGGCGAGCCAGUGGUGUACAUCUGUGGGGUGGGCCGCUUUGUCCCCUCCCUGCACCCAUCUGGCCUGGGUGCGGUAGUUGUGGUCAAGGAGCUGAGAGGGGGUGAAAGCGGAUGUGGACUUUGGUUUAUUGGAGACUUUGGCAAACAGGAGCCCCCCGAGAGCACGUGGGCCGAGGGAGCCCCCGCGAAGGCGGCAGCCUCGUCUCUCUCUGAGGUCGCGGGCUCCCCCGGGGUCCCGGGCUCUGGGGAGCCGCUCAGGAUCCCCGAAGCCACAGCCCGAGAGCGGCGCCGGGAGCUGGAGGAGAAGGAGGACACGGAGACGCAGGCUGUGGCCACAUCCCCGGAUGGCCGAUACCUCAAGUUUGACAUAGAGAUCGGACGUGGCUCCUUCAAGACGGUGUAUCGAGGGCUGGACACGGACACCACGGUGGAAGUGGCCUGGUGUGAGCUGCAGACUCGGAAACUGUCUCGGGCCGAGCGGCAGCGCUUCUCGGAGGAGGUGGAGAUGCUGAAGGGGCUGCAGCACCCCAACAUCGUCCGCUUCUACGACUCAUGGAAGUCUGUGCUGAGGGGCCAGGUUUGCAUCGUGCUGGUCACCGAACUCAUGACCUCGGGCACGCUCAAGACGUACCUGAGGCGGUUCCGAGAGAUGAAACCUCGGGUCCUUCAGCGCUGGAGCCGGCAGAUCCUGCGGGGCCUUCAUUUCCUACACUCUCGAGUCCCCCCCAUCUUGCACCGGGAUCUCAAGUGUGACAAUGUCUUUAUCACCGGCCCCUCGGGUUCAGUUAAGAUUGGGGACCUGGGCCUGGCUACGCUCAAGCGCGCCUCCUUCGCCAAGAGUGUCAUCGGGACCCCGGAGUUCAUGGCCCCGGAGAUGUACGAGGAGAAGUACGACGAGGCUGUGGAUGUGUACGCAUUCGGCAUGUGCAUGUUAGAGAUGGCUACCUCUGAGUACCCAUACUCCGAGUGCCAAAAUGCCGCGCAAAUCUACCGCAAGGUCACUUCGGGCACAAAGCCGAACAGCUUCUACAAGGUGAAGAUGCCCGAGGUGAAGGAGAUCAUCGAGGGCUGCAUCCGCACGGACAAGAACGAGAGGUUCACCAUCCAGGACCUCCUGGCGCACGCCUUCUUCCGCGAGGAGCGCGGCGUGCACGUGGAACUGGCCGAGGAGGACGACGGCGAGAAGCCGGGCCUGAAGCUCUGGCUGCGCAUGGAGGACGCGCGGCGCGUGGGGCGGCCGCGCGACAACCAGGCCAUUGAGUUUCUGUUCCAGCUGGGCCGGGACGCGGCCGAGGAGGUGGCCCAGGAGAUGGUGGCUCUGGGCUUGGUCUGUGAAGCUGAUUACCAGCCAGUGGCCCGUGCAGUGCGUGAGCGGGUUGCUGCCAUCCAGCGAAAGCGUGAGAAGCUUCGCCAAGCUCGAGAGUUAGAGGCCCUCCCACCCCCACCAGGACCUCCACCAGCAACUGCCCCCAAGGUUCCUGGACCCCCCACUGCCUUCCCCCCAGAGCCCGAGGAGCCUGAGGCAGACCAGCAUCCGCCGCCGUUCCUCCUCCGCCAUGCCAGCUACUCAUCUACCACCUCGGAUUGCGAGACUGAUGGCUACCUCAGCUCCUCCGGCUUCCUGGAUGCCUCCGACCCUGCCCUUCAGCCCCCUGGGGGGGUGCCAUCCAACCCCGCUGAGUCCCAUCUCCGCCUGCCCUCGGCCUUCGCUCUCUCCAUACCACGUUCUGGCUCUGGCAGUGACUUUGCCCCAAUGGACAGCUAUGCUUCGGAUGUGGCAUCGGGCCUUAGUGACCUAGGCGAAGGGAUGGGGCGGAUAAGAAGAGCCCCGGGGAGAAAUCUCCGGCGCAGACCCCGAUCCCGGCUGCGGGUCACGAGUGUGUCCGAUCAGAAUGACAGAGUGGUGGAGUGCCAACUGCAGACCCACAACAGCAAGAUGGUGACCUUCCGAUUUGAUCUGGAUGGGGACAGCCCGGAGGAGAUUGCAGCCGCCAUGGUGUACAACGAGUUCAUUCUACCCGUGGAGCGGGAAGGCUUCCUGCGCCGCAUUCGGGAGAUUAUCCAGCGCGUGGAGACCCUCUUGAGGCGAGACACAGGCUCUGUGGAGGCCGUUGAGGACACCCAGGAGCCCCAGGAGGAGCCGGCACCGUUGUCUGCCCUCUCAGGCCCACUUCCAGACCCUUCCAGCGAGCCCCGGAGCAGCACCUCCCUGGACCAGAGGAGCUGGACGGCCUUCUCUACCUCUCCAUCUUCUCCUGGAACCCCAUUUUCCCCAGGCAGUCCCCUGUCCCCUUGUCCCCUCUUCCCCAUCACUCCUCCCCCGUAUCAUCCCAGCUCCUCCCUUGGUCCUUCCCAGGCCUCCUCCUAUCCCCCCUGCUCUCCGCUUCCGUUGUCCCCCGGUGUCUCCCAGUUCCCAAUCCCAUCCACCCCGUUUCCUCAGGACGCUCUCCCCCCAAGUUCUCCACCCACAUGCCCUCUCAGUUGUUCCCAGGUCCCUCAGAACCACCCUUCCAGCACAGCAGCCCCCCUCCUCUCUCUGGCUAGUGCCUUCUCGCUGGCUGUCAUGACCGUGGCUCAGUCCUUACUGUCUCCCUCGCCUGGCCUCCUUUCCCAGUCUUCUUCAGCCCUUCCCAGCCUCCCUGCUCCCCCUGCCCCUGAUGACCCAGGACGCCCUCCAGCCCUCACGUCUGAGAUGGAGAGCGAGGUCUCCCCAAAUCCUGCUCGGCCCUUCCUAGGGGAAGCCAGACUGGCACCCAUCUCUGAAGAGGGAAAGCCCCAGCUUGUGGGGCGUUUCCAAGUGACCUCGUCCAAGGAGCCCGCCGAGCCCCUUCCCCUGCAGCGGCGGCCAUCCCCGGAGCCCUCUGGUCCUCUGAAGCCUGCCAUCCCGCCGCUGGCCUCAGAGAGCUCGGACACAGAGGACAGUGCUGGAGGCGGGCCGGAGACCAGGGAGGCCCUGGCCGAGAGCGACCGUGCAGCCGAGGGCCUGGGGGCUGGAGCUGAGGAGGAAGGGGGCGAGGGGAAGGAGCCCCGAGGAGCAGGCAGCCCCCCACCUCUGAGCCAGCCCACCCCCAGCCCCGUGUGGAUGAACUACUCCUACAGCAGCCUGUGUCUGAGCAGUGAGGACUCGGAGAGCAGUGGGGAGGACGAGGAGUUCUGGGCUGAGAUGCAGAGCCUGCGGCAGAAGCACUUGUCAGAGGUGGAGGCUCUCCAGACGCUGCAGAAAAAGGAAAUUGAGGACUUGUAUAGCCGGCUGGGCAAGCAGCCCCCACCGGGCAUCGUGGCCCCGGCUGCCAUGCUGUCCAGCCGUCAGCGGCGCCUCUCCAAGGGCAGCUACCCUUCCUCCCGCCGCAACAGCCUGCAGCGCUCGGACGCCCCGGGCCCUGGCAUCAUGCGAAGGAACUCCCUGAGUGGCAGCAGCACCGGCUCCCAGGAGCAGCGGGCAAGCAAGGGGGUGACAUUCGCCGGGGAUGUUGGCAGGAUGUGAACUCAGAGCAGAAGCCGGUGGCUCCCAGAGGGCUCGCAGAAUCUGCUGCUUUUGUGCCUCACACAUCUCAGCAAAGAGGACCCAGCACUGGGAGGGGAGCAUGGUGCCAGGGACGUGGACAGUGUGGGCCCUUUCUAGGGGAGAGGCAGACACAGGGAAACUGCUGUAAAAGGUGUCAAUUCUGCCAUCAUGUCUCCUCAAACCGGCGACCUCCCCAGGCGAGGGUCAACCACUAAGCACUGCCCCCCAAGCCCGGAUGCUUCCAGAUGCCCGGAUGCCCAUUCCCAGCUGGGUAUGUUCUCACAUGAGACUUAGCCGCAGCCAAUAAACAUGCUGGAAACCA